AUGGAAGAGGCUUACGAAGAAAAAACAUCGUCACUUCAAAUCCUGCUUAGGAUCGUUGUGACUCCUGUUGUUGGUUACUUCGUUAUUCAACAUGAUUUCCCAGUUGCUUUUGGACUCUUCGUGAUGGCUGGUCUGACAGAUAUGCUAGACGGCCUUAUCGCAAGGAAUGUGCCUGGGCAAAAGUCGCUUUUUGGCUCAGUUCUAGAUCCAGUCUCAGACAAAUUACUUGUAAGGCAGCUAACUGCUGUUGUUUUAAUGCGGGACUUAUGCCUAAUUUUGGGUGGUUUCUACAAAAGAUAUAGAAAUCUGGAACCACCGUAUUCAUUUAAACGGUUCUUUGAUCCUGAGGUGUCGUCAAUGCAGGUCGUUCCUACUCGAAUGAGCAAGGUGAACACAUUUCUACAACUGUCUUUGAUCGCCAGCUCUCUUGCAAUUUCUGUCUUCAAUCUUGGUGAACUCUUCACACCGCUGGACCACCGCUUUUACCACCAUUUACUCAGGCCUGCAAUACGUCGGCGGAGAAGCGUUGAGAAGAAUUUGAGAGGUCCUUGUCUUAUCCAUAUAUGA
Molecule: messenger RNA, 567 nt
Organism: Angiostrongylus costaricensis
Lineage: Eukaryota; Metazoa; Nematoda; Chromadorea; Rhabditida; Metastrongylidae
Source: the annotation of a GenBank genome assembly